AUGCGUAUCUCCGCACUUCUCCUCACUUCCCUUCCCAUCUGUCUCGGGGUAGCAUCUCCCUCCCAUACCCAGCCGGAUGUGUACGAAGCCAUUCAUCAGAGGGAGUCAAUUCUCGCCGAGACUCUCGACACCAAGGACUGGAGCCGUCUUGGCGAGUCAAUGACGCAAGACGUCGUCUACGACAGCAGGCCUCUGGGACCGGACUACGGCGGCCUCUCUGUUGGUCUUCAGCAAGUCAUCGAGAACACCAAAGCUGCAUUUGGAGAUGCCAAGGUUGCGCACCACGUCUCGAAUGCCAUCAUCAGGCUAAACCAUGACGCGUCCAAGGCCAACGUUACCACCUAUAUCGUCUGGUCUCGCUGGGAGCCAAAGGCGCUUCACGAUCCGAAGAAAACGUUCCGCAUCUACGAGAGAUGUGACGACAAGUUUGUGGUGGAUGACGGGAAGUGGAAGUUGAAGUAUAGCUUGGUCACAAACCUGGCCCCAAAGGUCGAGAAUCCUUACUUCAACAAAGAGAAGUAA
Messenger RNA from Chaetomium globosum CBS 148.51, 522 nucleotides. RefSeq lists its product as uncharacterized. Lineage: Eukaryota; Fungi; Ascomycota; Sordariomycetes; Sordariales; Chaetomiaceae. Bases 1 to 522 code for a protein of 173 amino acids. The transcript has 2 exons. The record is from RefSeq and is a predicted model, not a curated record.